CUGAAGUUGCGGCUUGAAAACAGAUUUCUGAAAGACUGAAAAGUUCAAUAAGAGCAGAAAACUUGCUCAUUAUAAUAUUUACAGGUGAUAAAAGGAAAAUGGACCCCAAACCAGUGCAUCAAAACCCUCCUCAUGGAUUUGGCAGCUUCCUUCCACACCCUCCUGAUAACCCCAGACCUGGAGAACACAGAGCAACUCCACUGCAGUGCCACAGGAGCAAACUGCCCUCCAUGAGGAAAUGUCCCAGUGGAGAGCAGGGCACGCCAGCACCUACACCACAUGGCUCAGUGACCCAGCAGAGUUUACUGUGGCAGGCUGGCUGUGACUCAAACACCACCAAAGCAAACACUUUCCAGACCCCCGCUGACCUGUUCAGUAUCAUACAGAAGGACAGACACGGACCAACUACCCAGAUCCUGCAGCAGACAGACUUUACCUCAGGAGCCUACAUGCCUAAAGUACAGCUGCCCUACAGCUGCUCACGCGGCCGGUGGCCCCGCAAGAUCGAGAUCGAGAAGCGGAGACGGGAGUAUCUGAAGUUAGACAUCGCCCAGCUUCUGGCUGACCUUGACAUUGAUUCCAAUCAGCUGGUACCAAGAACCAUGAGCAGUGAGGAUCAACCAGAGACCUCCUGUCUCUCUACCUCUAAAACCCCCAGCCCACCAGUUGUUAACUAUCUGCCCCUGGAGAUAUUUGAUAACGAGGAGUUUGAUUCCCGCACACCUGAGGACUGGCUAGCUCUGGGCUGUGACCAGGGCUCGAGUGACCAAAAACCUGUUCCUGCCAAAGCUUUUCUGCCGACAAACGACACCGAUUCAGCUGAGGAGAAGAGGAGCAGUCCAGAGUAUACAUGGCAGUCUGUUGGGGUUCUAGAUUACAGCCCAGAGAAGAAGCAGUACAUGGUGCAAAAAGCUGAUCAGAAUGGCUGUGUGAGAGACAGCGAGGGCGAACCGGUUUUAGGUGGAGCAGAAAGAAACAAAGGCCCUCUGCAGUUGAAUCAGUACUGGGUUCCACGGAUCCGGCUGCAGUUCUGUGCUGAGGACCCGCGUAUCUUUGCUCUGAGGGUCCAGUUCGCCUGCAGAGCCAGGCACAACACUGAAGCUCUGCUACUGUACCAUCUGUCUGUAGACUGCAUGCCAGUCUGGAGCGGGACCCCCACACUGCAGCCCACCAGCCUCCAGCACAUCAAAACCCGCACCCUCAGCACACCAGGACUCCAACUCCCACUACUGCAGCAGUGCACGGAACGUCUAGAGAAAGAGAUUCACCUGGAGUAUGCCCGCACCAUGAACCGAAUGACCUUUGAUAAGCUUGUGCAGGCCAACCCCAAAGAGUUCUCCUACAUCACAUUGCCUGAGAAAGAAGCAGAGAGAGUGCCCAACAAAGGUUCCGUGUCUGUACCGGACUACCCGUUUGAGAAGAUCCGUGCCAAAUUCACCUUCAUCUCCCUGCUCACUAAGCCAGAAGUGAUCACUGCUUUGUCUAACGUUAGAGCUGAGUGUAACAGGGUGGCAGCCAUGAGCCUCUUUCAUGUCGCCUUUAGCAAGCCUCAACGCCUGGAAGAGUUUGAGCUGGCACAGUCACAGAUGCACACACAGGUGCAGCUUUUCCUGCGUGACACCUGGGUCACCAAUCUGUGUAACGGGAUCCACUCCAGCCUGCGUGACACCGGGCCUGGCUGGUACAGUCUAAGUGAGUCAAGCUGGCAGGUGUACUGCAUGUCCAAGCUGUGUCGCUUGAUGAUGCAGGUACGCUUCAAACUACAGGACUCCCUGCGAUUCUUGGUGCAGGACUCACUCACCAGCCUGGCUCAACUGGUCUUGGACGCCUGCCACAGCGUGCUGCACUGUCCCCCUGAUCUCACCUGGGGUGCUAACCUCAUCCACAGUCCCUACAAACCGAAGAAGAUCCCAUUGUUCCUUGUGGACCUGGUCAUGGACCAGACCGGGGUCCAUUACAGCACCCCGCUAGAGAACUUUGAGACUUCCGUCAUCAACCUGUUAGACAAAGGCAUCCUCUGCACUCAUAAACUCCCUCAGCUAGACAAGUUUGUCAUGAAGAACUUGUUUAUCAGUGGGGUUCCGCUGUUGGAGUCAGUGGGUCUGUGGGAGCCAGCAGUGAAGGAGCUGAGAGAGACAGUGGCCAAUGCCCUGCGCCAGGCCACCGUUCCUCUGCAAGCCUACGCCCGUGAAUACGAAUGCCACCUCGAGCUUCACAACUCUGACACCAACGCAUUCCUAAAGCUUUACAGUCAGGAGAACAGCACUCCUCUGGAGGUGAAGGAGGAGGUGUUGAGGCACCUAAAGGAGAAAGAAAUUUUGGAACAGUCCCUCCCCUCCAUCAUCGUGAUCGGGCCCUUCAUGGUGAACGUGGAGGCCGUGAGGAAGAACCUGUCUAAGAAACGUUGUGCUUUAGCCAAUGCCGUGAUCGAGCGCCUUGCUCUCAAGCUCCGCAACCAAAUGGAGGAGGCAUGUGAAGAGUGCAAGCUGAUCAGCAGGAAGCUGUAUGAGAAGCCUAACAGCAUCGAGGAGCUGGCAGAGCAGAGGGACUGGAUGAAGCAGAUCCCAGAUCAGUUGAAGGCCCAUGAAGAAAUCUUGUCCAAAGCCAUGUCUGACUAUGAGCUAAUAGAUGAGUUCUUCUACAAUCUCACCAAUGAGGAUUUCACUGGGAAAUGGACAGCAAUGGCCUGGCCACAUAAGAUCCUCAGUCAGAUUGAAAAUGUGCACCUACAGCAUGAAGAGGAUGAGGAACGCUUCCAAAAGAUCCAGCUGGUUGACCAGAGCAAUUUCCAGGAGCGUCUGGACUCCCUAGAGAUGGUGGUUGCAGGCUUUGCUGCCUAUACAGACAUCAGUCAUGCCCAUGAAGUGGCAAAUGAAAUGCGUCGGGUUGCAAAGCAGCUGAAGGAGUGUCAGGGCAUGGCGCAGGUUUACAACAACCGUGAGCGCCUCUUUGGCCUCCCCCUCACUAAUUAUGACAGGUUGCAAAAGCUUAAUCGAGACUUUCAGCCUUUCCGGGACCUGUGGACAACCACGUCUGAUUGGCAGCGUUGGCAUGACAGCUGGCUAAAUGACCCGCUGUCCUCUAUUGACCCAGAACAGCUGGAGCGCAAUGUCAGCGAUGCCUUCAAGACCAUGCAUAAGUGUGUCAAACUGUUCAAAGACAUACCAUCCUGUCAGGAUGUGGCUUCCUACGUCCGUGGCCUGAUUGAGAAGUUCCAGCCAAACAUCCCCUUGAUUCAGGGCCUGAGGAACCCGGGCAUGCGCAGCCGCCACUGGACCCUUCUGUCUGAACGCCUCAACAUGAAUGUGAUGCCCAAAGCCAACCUUACGUUCUCCCGCUGCCUGGAGCUCGGCCUGCUUCAGCACGUAGAUGAGAUUGCACACGUCGCAGAGGUGGCUGGCAAAGAGUACGCCAUUGAGCAGGCUCUGGAUAAGAUGCAAAGCGAGUGGAAGUCUGUCACGUUUGAGGUUUUGGCGUAUAAGGAGACGGGCACCUACAUCCUGAAGAGUCCUGACGAGGCGUCCCAGCUGCUGGAUGACCACAUCGUGAUGACCCAGAGCAUGUCGUUCUCUCCCUACAAGAAGGCAUUUGAGGAUAGAAUCAACACUUGGGAGAGCAAGCUGAGGAUGACUCAGGAUGUGCUGGAGGAGUGGCUGACAUGCCAACGCUCCUGGCUCUACCUGGAGCCCAUCUUCAGCUCAGACGACAUCAACCGACAGCUGCCCGUUGAGGGGAAGAGAUACCAGACCAUGGAGCGUACCUGGAGGAAAGUGAUGAAGGCUGCGUACGAUAACAGACAGGUAAUUGAGCUUUGCCCGGACCAGCGUCUGCUGGAUAAUCUGAGAGACUGUAACAAGCUGCUGGAGCAGGUGCAGAAAGGGCUGAGCGAAUAUCUGGAGACCAAAAGGGGAUCCUUUCCCAGAUUCUACUUUCUGUCUGAUGAUGAGCUGUUAGAGAUUCUGUCUCAGACCAAAGACCCGACAGCAGUGCAGCCCCAUCUACGCAAAUGCUUCGAGAAUAUCGCAAGGCUCCAGUUCCAGCCAGACCUGCAAAUCACACACAUGUACUCCGGAGAGGGAGAGGAAGUCCAGCUGUUCCUCCCCGUGUGGCCUACUGGGAAUGUAGAGGACUGGCUAUGUGAUGUGGAGAAGUCCAUGAAGCUGAGUCUGCGUGACAACAUUGAGCGUUCCCUCAAGGUUUAUCCAGAGGAACCCCGUACUAAGUGGGUGCUGUCGUGGCCAGGGCAGGUGGUGAUAGCUGGAUGUCAGACUUUCUGGACUGCUGAAGUUUCGGAGUCUCUAGAGAAGGGAGACCUCGCCAAACGCUUGUAUCCUCAGCUCCAGACACAGCUGGGAGACCUGGUGCAGCUGGUCCGAGGCCGUCUGUCUAGAAUGCAGAGGGCUGUUCUCUCUGCUCUCAUCGUGAUCGAGGUACACGCUAAAGACGUGGCUGCCAAACUGGUGGAGGAAUCCGUGGCCAGCGUUAAUGACUUUGAAUGGAUCAGCCAGCUCAGAUAUUACUGGGCGAGAGAUGACCUCUACAUCAGGGCAGUGAAUGCAGAAUUCCUCUAUGGCUACGAGUAUCUCGGUAACUCCGGGCGACUUGUCAUAACACCACUGACCGACAGGUGUUACCUGACGCUGACUGGUGCUCUGCACCUGAAGUUUGGAGGUGCUCCAGCGGGUCCAGCUGGCACAGGUAAGACCGAAACCACUAAAGACCUGGGCAAAGCGCUGGCCAUCCAGACCGUCGUCUUCAACUGCUCUGACCAGCUCGACUUCCUCGCUAUGGGAAAGUUUCUCAAGGGUCUGGCCAGUUCUGGAGCCUGGGCAUGCUUCGAUGAAUUCAACCGCAUUGACGUGGAGGUGCUCUCUGUGGUGGCGCAACAGAUUACCACCAUCCAAAAGGCGCAGCAGCAGAGAGCAGAGAGGUUUGUGUUUGAAGGAACAGAGAUCCCGCUGGUUCCCUCCUGUGCCGUCUUUAUUACAAUGAACCCAGGCUAUGCCGGCCGAACUGAACUCCCUGACAACUUAAAGGCUCUGUUUCGUCCCGUUGCCAUGAUGGUCCCGGACUACGCCAUGAUCGCUGAGAUCUCUCUGUACUCGUUUGGCUUCAGCGAUGCAAAAGUCCUCUCCAAAAAGAUCACCAGCACCUUCAAGCUGUCCUCUGAGCAGCUCAGCUCUCAGGACCACUAUGACUUUGGCAUGAGAGCUGUGAAGACCGUGAUCUCUGCUGCAGGAAACCUGAAGAGAGAGAACCCUGAAAUGAAUGAGGAGCUGAUCUGUCUGCGUGCCAUCAGAGACGUCAACGUGCCCAAGUUCCUGCAGGAUGACCUCAAACUCUUCAACGGCAUUGUGUCUGACCUCUUCCCAAAGAUCCGCGAGGAGCCCAUCGACUAUGGCACCCUGGAGGAGUCAAUCCGUAAAGUGUGCAGGAGCAAGUGCCUGAAAGACGUGGACGGUUACAUUACAAAGAUUAUUCAGCUGUAUGAGACCACUGUGGUGAGACAUGGCUUGAUGCUGGUCGGGCCGUCCGGCUCGGGCAAAACUAAGUGCUAUGAGGUGCUGGGGGCGGCCAUGACGGCUCUGCAGGGUCAACCGUCAGUCAGUGGUGGAGUUUACCAGGCUGUUCAGACCUACGUCCUAAACCCAAAAUCCAUCACCAUGGGGCAGCUGUACGGAGAGUUCGACCUGCUCACACAUGAGUGGACGGAUGGCAUCCUGUCGUCCCUGAUCCGCACCGGAGCUGCCGCGAUGGACGAGGAGAAGAAGUGGUACAUGUUUGACGGGCCGGUGGAUGCCGUUUGGAUCGAGAACAUGAACACUGUGCUAGAUGACAAUAAGAAGCUGUGUUUGAGCUCAGGGGAGAUUAUCAAACUUACAGAUGUGAUGACUCUGAUGUUUGAGGUGCAGGAUCUGGCCGUAGCUUCCCCUGCCACAGUGUCCCGCUGUGGGAUGGUGUAUUUGGAACCCAGUAUUCUGGGACUUUCUCCAUUCACUGAAUGCUGGUUACACACCAUCCCUGUACCUCUACAGCCACAUGGCCAGCAGCUCAACUCUCUCUUCACACGAUUCCUGCAGGAUUCUAUCAUGUUUGUGAGGAAGUCAGUGAAUGAAGUGAUUACCUCGAUGGACAGCAACCUGACCUGCUCUUUACUCAAACUGCUGGACUGCUUCUUCCAGCCUUUCAUCCCACGAGAGGGAGAGAGGCCUCCUCCUCAGGAUAAGCUGGAUCGUGUAUGUGAGCUGAUUGAGCCGUGGUUUAUUUUUUCUCUGGUAUGGAGCGUGGGGGCCACCGGUGAUGCUGCUAGCCGUCAGCGCUUCAGUGCCUGGCUAAGAGACAAGAUGACGCAGGAAAAAAUUAAGUUGUGUUUCCCAGAAGAGGGACUGGUGUAUGAUUAUCGACUGGAUGACGCAGGCAUCAGUCAUCUGCAUGAAGAUGAGGAGGAUGCCAAAAGGAGGGAGGUGCAAUGGGUCAACUGGAUGAAUUAUGCCAAGAGUGUCGUCAUCACCCCAGAAACCAGCUACGCAGACAUCAUCGUGCCCACCGCUGACACCGUGCGCAUGUCCUUCUUGUUAGACAUGCUUCUGUCCAAUAAGAAGCCUGUGCUGUGUGUUGGUCCCACUGGCACGGGCAAGACCCUGACUGUGUCCGAUAAGCUGCUGAAGAACAUGCCGUCUGAGUACAUCACCCACUUCCUCAUGUUCUCCGCCCGCACCUCCGCCAACCAGACACAGGACUACAUCGACAGCAAGCUGGACAAGAGGCGGAAGGGUGUUUUCGGCCCUCCAUUGGGAAAGUACUACAUCUUCUUUAUUGAUGACCUUAACAUGCCCAUGCUGGAGACGUACGGUGCCCAGCCGCCCAUCGAGCUCCUGCGCCAGUGGAUGGACCAUGGAGGCUGGUAUGACCGGAAGCAGAUAGGAACGUUUAAGCAGUUGGUAGACAUCAAUUUUGCAUGUGCCAUGGGUCCUCCUGGCGGAGGCAGGAACCCAAUCACCCAACGCUUCACGCGCCACUUCAACUACCUCUCCUUCACCGAGAUGGAGGACUCCAGCAAGAGAAAGAUCUUCUCCACUAUCCUGGGCAGCUGGUUGGGAAAGGUUCCCGAGCUGAUUCCGUUGAAUGAGACCCUAGUGGAUGCCACUAUUAAGGUGUACUCCACCAUCACCUCUGGCCUCCUGCCCACUCCAGCCAAAUCGCACUACACUUUCAACCUGCGUGACCUGUCCAAGGUCUUCCAGGGUGUGCUCAUGGCUGAAGCUGGAAAGAUACAGGACAAGGUCCAGCUCCUGCGGCUGUGGUACCACGAGAGCUGCCGUGUGUUCCAGGACAGACUGGUGAGUCCAGAGGACAGGGACUGGUUCGAUAAGCUACUCCAGGAGCGCAUUGAGGAGUUUGACUGCAGUUUCCAGGAGGUGGUACCGUGCCAGCCGGUCCUCUUUGGAGACUUCAUGGUCCCUGGUACUGAUAACAAAGUGUACCAGCUCAUUGAGGACAGGGAGAAGCUGGCCCGGGUAAUGGAGGAGUACAUGGACGACUACAACCAGAUCAGCAACACUAAGAUGAAGCUAGUUCUCUUUAUGGAUGCCAUCCAGCAUGUGUGCCGUAUCGCCCGCAUCCUGCGCCAGCCGCUGGGAAACGCCCUUCUGCUCGGAUUGGGUGGCAGCGGGCGCCAGUCCCUCACCAAACUCGCCACGCACAUAUCUGACUACGAGUGCUUCCAGAUCGAGCUGUCAAAGAACUACGGUGUGGCGGAGUGGAGGGAGGAUAUUAAGAACAUCAUGAUGAAGGCUGGUCUCAAGAAUAUUCAGAUCACCUUCCUCUUUGUCGACACCCAGAUUAAGAGCGAGUCAUUCCUGGAGGACAUUAAUAACAUCCUGAACUCGGGUGACGUGCCAAACCUGUACAUCGGAGAAGAGCAGGAGAGGAUCAUGACAGCCAUGAAGCCCGUGGUGCAGGAUCUCGGCAUGCAGCCCACCAAGGCCAACCUCAUGGCCGCCUACAUCAGGAGAGUCCGCAGCAACAUCCACACCGUGCUGUGCAUGAGUCCGAUAGGUGAAGUGUUCCGCGCCAGACUCAGGCAGUUCCCCUCUCUAGUCACAUGCUGUACUAUUGACUGGUUCAGUGCCUGGCCAGAGGAGGCCCUGCAGUCUGUAGCAUCGUCCUUCCUCAAUGAGCUACCAGAACUGGAGGCCAGUCCGGCUGCCCUGAGAGGCAUGACGGCGAUGUGUGUGGAGAUCCACCAGAUGGUGGCUCUCAAGUGCGAACAUUACCGUGCUGAACUCUCACGCUAUAACUACGUUACACCCAAGAGCUACCUGGAGCUGCUCAGUAUUUUCUCAGCCCUGAUUGGCCAGAAGAAGCAGGAACUGCAUUGGGCUCGUCAGCGCAUGAAGGCUGGUCUGGACAAGCUCUUGAGCACAGCCGAGGAUGUGAGUAAGAUGCAGGAGGAGUUGGAAACAAUGAGGCCUCUGCUGGAAGAAGCAGCCAGAGACACCGUCGUCACCAUGGAGAAAAUCAAGCAAGACACAUUGGUUGCAGAGGAGACCCGCGUGUCAGUGCAGGCCGAGGAGGCCAAGGCGUCUGAGAAGGCCAGUAUAGCCAGUGCAUAUGCUGCAGAUGCCCAGAGCAACCUUGAUAAAGCUCUGCCUGCGCUGGAUGAUGCGUUAGCCAGCCUCAAAUCUCUAAACAAGAACGAUGUCACUGAGGUGAGGGCGAUGCAGAGGCCUCCUCAGGGAGUGAAGCUGGUCGUCGAGGCAGUCUGCAUUCUGAAGGGCAUCAAACCCAAAAAGGUAGCUGGAGAAAAGCCAGGGAGCAAGGUGGAUGAUUACUGGGAGCCUGGGAAAGGACUUCUGCAGGAUCCUGGAAAAUUCGUAGAGAGCCUCCUGAAGUUUGACAAGGACAAUAUCCCAGAUUCUGUGAUCAAAAUGCUGCAGCCUUACAUAGACAACGAGGAGUUCCAUCCGGCCUCCAUAGCUAAAGUGUCCAGGGCCUGCACAUCCAUCUGUCUGUGGGUCCGUGCUAUGCAUGGGUAUCAUUUUGUGGCCAAAUCCGUGGAGCCCAUUCGGCAAGCCCUUGCUGUGGCUCAGGAGGACCUGGAAAUAACUCAGAAUAUUCUGAAGGAGGCCAAAGAAAAGCUUGAGGCGGUGGAGGAGGGCAUUGCAGCGCUGCAGGCCAAAUAUCAAGAGUGUCUAGCCAAACGUGACGAACUUGACAGCAAGUGUCAGCUGUGUGAAUGCAGACUGAUUCGUGCAGACCAGCUGAUUGGUGGGCUUGCUGAUGAGAAGGUGCGCUGGGGCGAAACAGUGCAACAUUUGGAUUAUCUGGUGGAUAAUGUAGCUGGUGAUGUGCUGCUGGCUGCAGGAUAUAUAGCCUACCUUGGACCUUUCACUGGCGAGUAUAGAGCAUUGAUGUUUGAAGAGUGGCUGCGCGGUUUUAAGGAACAGCAGGUCCCUCACACAUCCGAGCCCAGCCUCAUCAACACACUCGGAGACAAAGUCAAAAUCCGUUCCUGGCAGAUUGCCGGUUUGCCAAAAGACAACCUCUCUGUGGAAAAUGGAGUGAUCACUCAGUACUCUCAACGCUGGUCUCUGUUCAUCGACCCUCAGGGCCAGGCCAACAAGUGGAUCAAGACCAUGGAACGUGAUAAUGGACUGGAUGUGAUGAAGCUGAGUGACCGGGACUUCCUACGCAGUCUGGAAAACGCCAUUCGGUUCGGGAAGCCCUGUCUGCUGGAGAAUGUGGGAGAGGAGCUGGACCCAGCACUCGACCCUGUUCUGCUGCGACAGACAUUUAAGCAGCAGGGCAGUACAGUACUGAAGUUAGGUGACACCGUUAUUCCCUACCACGACGACUUCAAGAUGUACAUCACCACUAAGCUGCCAAAUCCACACUAUUCUCCUGAGAUCUCCACCAAAGUCACCCUCAUCAACUUCACCCUCUCCCCGAGCGGCUUGCAGGACCAGCUGUUGGGCCGGGUAGUAGCUGAAGAGAGGCCUGACCUGGAGGAGGCCAAGAACCAGCUGAUUGUGAGCAAUGCACGCAUGAAGCAGGAGCUGAAGGAGAUCGAGGACCAGAUCCUGCUCAGGCUCAGCUCAUCAGAGGGUAACCCCGUCGAUGAUGAGGAGCUCAUACGAGUGCUUGGAGCCUCCAAGGUCAAAGCUGGAGAGAUACAGGCCAAAGUGAUGGUGGCGGAGGAGACCGAGCGAGACAUCGACUCCACACGUCUGGAGUACAUCCCUGUGGCCGUGCGCACCCAGAUCCUCUUCUUCUGCGUGUCUGACCUGUCCAACGUGGACCCCAUGUAUCAGUACUCGCUAGAGUGGUUCCUGGGCAUCUUUAUGGCGGGCAUUGCUAACUCGGAACGCGCAGACACACUGGAGCAGCGCAUCAGCAACAUUAAUGAGUACUUCACCUUUAGCCUCUACAGCAACGUGUGCCGCAGCCUGUUCGAGAAGCACAAGCUUAUGUUCGCCUUCCUGCUGUGCGUUCGCAUCAUGAUGAACAAAAAUAAGAUUGAUAUGGCUGAGUGGCAGUACAUGUUAUCAGGAGGCACAAGUCUGCAGCAGCUUCCAAACCCGUCGCCUGCCUGGUUAUCAGAGCGGGCAUGGCAGGACAUCAUGGCCCUCAGUGCUCUGCCCAACUUUACAGGCCUGGCACACACCUUCUCCAAACAUGAGCUUGAAUACAAGAGGAUCUUUGACAGCAACCAGCCACACCGGGAGCCUCUCCCGGCUGAGUGGGAGAGCAAGCUGGACAGUUUUCAGAGACUGUUAGUGCUACGCUGUCUGCGUGUAGAUUGCCUAACACAAGGCCUGCAGGACUUUGUGUCAGCACAGCUGGGUCAGCGCUUCAUCGAACCACAGACGUCUGACCUGUCUGUGGUCUUUAAGGAGUCAUCUCCCUCCACUCCGCUUAUCUUUGUGCUAUCACCCGGCACCGACCCCGCAGCUGACCUCUACAAGUUCGCAGAUGUCAUGAAGUUCUCCAAGAAAAUGAGCGCCAUCUCGCUAGGCCAGGGCCAGGGUCCCUGGGCUGAAGCGAUGAUGCACAGUGCGAUGGAUAAGGGGCAGUGGGUAUUUUUCCAGAAUUGCCACCUGGCACCCAGCUGGAUGCCCACUCUGGAGCGACUCAUCGAGAACAUCAACCUUGACAAGGUCCAUCGGGACUUCCGUCUGUGGCUUACUAGUUUGCCCAGCAACAAAUUCCCGGUCUCCAUUCUUCAGAACAGCUCCAAGAUGACCAUCGAGCCUCCACGAGGCAUCAAGGCCAACCUACUGAAGACCUACUUGAGCCUGAGUGAUGACUUCCUCAAAGCCUGCUCCAAGACUGCAGAGUUCAGGUCUCUGUUGUUGUCUCUCUGUCUGUUCCACGGAAAUGCCAUCGAGCGCAGGAAAUUUGGUCCACUGGGUUUCAACAUUCCGUAUGAGUUCACAGAUGGAGACCUGCGCAUCUGCAUCAGCCAACUCAAAAUGUUCCUUGAUGAAUACCAGGACAUUCCUUACAAGGUUUUGAAGUACACAGCCGGUGAGAUAAACUACGGUGGCCGUGUGACAGACGACUGGGAUCGCCGCUGCAUUAUGAACGUGUUGGAGGACUUCUACCGUCCCGCUGUGCUGAACCCUGAGCACAUCUACUCACCCUCGGGAGAGUACCGCCAGAUCAGCACAGACCUGGACCUCAAGGGCUACCUGUCGUACAUCCGCGGUCUGCCAAUCAAUGACACGCCAGAGAUCUUUGGCCUGCACGACAACGCCAACAUCAGCUUUGCCCAGAACGAGACGUUCGCUCUUUUGGGUGCUGUACUCCAGCUGCAGCCCAGAGCCGCCUCCAGUGGGGGCAAAGCCAGAGAGGAGAUAGUCGAGGAGAUUGUGACAGGGAUUGUGCAGAAGAUUCCAGACCCCAUCGACAUUGAGGAAGUCGUUACCAAGUACCCAGUGAUGUAUGAGGAGUCUAUGAACACUGUACUGAUUCAGGAAGUUAUAAGAUAUAAUAAGUUGUUAGCAGUGAUCUCACAGAGUCUCAGUGAUCUGGUGAAGGCUCUGAAAGGUUUGGUGGUGAUGUCAUCCGAGCUCGAGCUCAUGGCCAACAGUCUGUUCAUCAACGCCGUUCCAGAAAUGUGGAAGGCCAAGGCAUACCCAUCUCUAAAGCCACUGGCCUCCUGGGUAUCUGACCUGCUGCAGCGCAUCAGUUUCUUGAAGCACUGGAUCUCUGGUGGGAUUCCAGCUGUGUUCUGGAUCAGCGGCUUCUUCUUUCCACAAGCCUUCCUGACGGGAACGCUGCAGAACUACGCCCGCCGCUCUGUCCUCUCCAUCGACGCCAUCAGCUUCAGCUUUAAGGUGAUGAAGGAGCCAGUGACGGAGUUGACCAAGCGGCCCGAGAUGGGAUGUUUCAUCCAUGGUUUAUUCCUGGAGGGGGCACGCUGGGACACACACGCUGGCCUGCUGACCGAGUCUCGGCCCAAAGAGCUCUACACUGAGAUGGCCGUCAUCUGGAUGGUGCCCACGCCCAACCGCAAACCGCCACAGUCCGGCAUCUACAUCUGCCCCAUAUACAAAACGCUCACACGCGCCGGAACUCUGUCCACCACCGGUCACUCCACUAACUACGUAAUUGCAGUAGAGCUUCCCACAGACCAAAGCCAGAGGCACUGGAUAAAGCAAGGGGUGGCACUGAUAUGUGCACUGGAUUACUGAAAACACACACACACACUCUCUCUUACAUUCUCCCUUUUUUGUUUUUCUUUCAAAGACACGAUGUUUAAAGAACUGAAGAGGAACUCUCUCGUCAGGAAGUGCACUCAAAACUAUUUCCUAUUUAAACUCCUAGAUGAUUCAACUUGUCAGAUAAAUCGUUUGUGUAUGCAGCACAUUUCCUACAUUGUUUAAAAAUCUCGAGCUCCAUUAGCAAUACUCUGUCAGUGAACUUUGUGCAUCUUUCUGAAAUAUACUUCAUUCCCAUUCCUAAAUAUCUUAAAUAAAAUAAAUGUCCCAUUCAA
Molecule: messenger RNA, 13000 nt
Organism: Pangasianodon hypophthalmus (striped catfish)
Lineage: Eukaryota; Metazoa; Chordata; Actinopteri; Siluriformes; Pangasiidae
Gene: dnah1
Product: dynein, axonemal, heavy chain 1
Exons: 78
Coding region: 99-12698 (4199 amino acids)
Biological process (GO): microtubule-based movement
Cellular component (GO): dynein complex
Molecular function (GO): minus-end-directed microtubule motor activity; ATP binding; dynein intermediate chain binding
Source: RefSeq, a predicted model, not a curated record